Molecule: messenger RNA, 357 nt
Organism: Adineta steineri
Lineage: Eukaryota; Metazoa; Rotifera; Eurotatoria; Adinetida; Adinetidae
Source: the annotation of a GenBank genome assembly
AUGAAAUAUCAAUCUAUCCAUAUAACACGUGAUUCUAAUCUGGAAAUAUUUAAACAAAUUAAUAUUCCAUCUUUAAAUCAUAUUACAUUAUAUACAAUUGAUUUUAUUAUGUGUAUUCUUGAACAUCAUCAUUUUCCAUUAGCGAAUAUAUUUCUUGCAUUAGAAAAUGCAAAAUUAGCUCAAAUAUAUGCAUCUGAUCUUUCAUUCUGGUUUACAAUCGAUAAUGAAUUAAUAUUAACAUCGGACAAUUCAAUAAAAUUAAAUAAUUCUCCAAUUCAUACAUCAUUCGAAGAUAAACAAUCAUUAUCGAUGGCUAAACGUCUUCCAUUUUCUAAUCGACUUAUAAGUCCAACAUAA